UCGAAAGAAAGAGCAUAUGAAUCUUGGUUCGGGAUUGAAGAGGUCAUUAUGUGUAGCAUUAUUUAAGACGGACCUCUUACUUCGGUACAUUUUUUAUUCUUCACUCAAUCUAAGCAAGGGGAGUUUAUCUCCCAUUUUUGAUAUCUAGGAGCUAUUCAUCCUUCGCAUGCUCCCCAGAUUACAGCACCAAGAUAAUUCCAACAAGAUAUCAAUCACAGACAAUCUAACCACCAAAUGCCUCAUGAUUAUUCCAGCCCUCUGUAUACUAACCUACAUCCUCCUCGCCCUCUUAUCCAUCACAAACUCCGAUCCCCGCGAACCUCCCACAGCCCCAACAAGCAUCCCAUACAUAGGACACAUCCUCGGAGUCGGACGACGAAAAUUCAACUACUAUGUUGAUCUCAGCCAGAAAACACUCCUCCCUAUCCUCACAAUGCGUCUUCCUGGCGCUAAAAUGUAAUCUUAUAUUGUGAAUAGACCCGAGCUAAUCCAGGUAAUUUAACAAUCACCAAAGAAACUUGCAUUUCCACCCAUUACGGCGAAAAUUCGCAAAUCAGCUCUGUGGGGUUAGUAAGAGGGCGAGAGAUAUUUUUGCGGUGAAUGUUAAUGGGGAUGAGGGGGAUUGGUGGUUGAAUUUGGAGGCGACGCCGCUUAUGAAGAGGGCGCUGCAGCCGGGACUGGGACUGGAUGGUAUGAAUAGGGUUAUGGUUGGGAAAGUUUCUGGGAGCUUGGAUGGGUUGAUUAGAGAGGGGGAGGAGAAUGUGCAGAUUGGACUUCAUGGAUGGUUGAGGGGUUUGCUUACUACGGCGACGGAGACCUACCAUAAAGGUAAAUUCCAA
Sclerotinia trifoliorum is the source of this 839-nucleotide messenger RNA. The record is from the annotation of a GenBank genome assembly. NCBI's taxonomy places the organism in Eukaryota, Fungi, Ascomycota, Leotiomycetes, Helotiales, Sclerotiniaceae.